This is a messenger RNA of Zygotorulaspora mrakii, 3093 nucleotides long. RefSeq names its product Aly2p (gene ALY2). Gene Ontology annotation, molecular function: protein-macromolecule adaptor activity; ubiquitin protein ligase binding. Gene Ontology annotation, biological process: ubiquitin-dependent endocytosis. The record is from RefSeq and is a predicted model, not a curated record. Gene Ontology annotation, cellular component: cytosol; cytoplasm. The transcript has a single exon. Bases 1 to 3093 code for a protein of 1030 amino acids. Lineage: Eukaryota; Fungi; Ascomycota; Saccharomycetes; Saccharomycetales; Saccharomycetaceae.
AUGCCGGAACUUCAUACAGUAUUGUCGCCAGUCUUCCCUGCCGAUAAGGACUUGGAUAUUAACGAUGACACUGAACCGUUAGCCCAAACUUCUUCCGUCCAAAUAUUUGUUCAGUUGGCUGAGCCGGUGGUUUUUUUACAGGGGUUUGAAAUCCCUCAGACGAGUGAAACUCAACCGAGUCUGUUGAGAGGAUCCUUGAUUGUAAGGGUUUUGAAGCAAAGUAAGCUGAAAAACAUAUCGUUGACAUUCAAAGGGAGCUCUAGAACAGAAUGGCCGGAAGGUAUACCACCAAAAAAAUCAGAGUUUGUGGAAGUCAAUGACAUUGUGAAUCAUACAUGGCCAUUUUAUCAGGCAGAUAAUAAGAUCCACAACUCCCACGCUAGUUCAUCUUCAUCGAGAAGAAAUUCUGUGAGCUCAACGAGUACUGAGAAUGAUCUUAAUCUACAACUGUUGAAGGAGAGUGGUGCUUCAAUUUAUAAACCGCUAGUACGCCAUAAGCAUUCGGGGUCCAUCAAUGCAUUAUCUUCGUUGUCACUCAGCUCGCCCUCUUUCAAUGAUAACGUGAAUGAAAAUUCGACAGCGAAUGGUGGUAGAUCUUUAUCUCCAAUUUCAAUACUUCGAAGAGCAGCAACGCCUGGUCCUAAGCACGAGGAUCAUAGAACUCAUAGAUCUGGUACAGCCACUUCUUUAAUAUCAGACAUUUUGGGAGGUUCGUUUUCAUCCACAAAUGAAAGUGCGUCUCCAAACACAAACGGGAAAUCAAACGGUAGCGGAAGUAACAACCAUACUAAUUCUCAUGGUUAUAGUCUCAAUGAGAAUAGUAACAACAACAUUAGUGCUAAUACAAUUACCAGCGGGUCUGGUAAUGAACAUUUUGCGUUUCCACCAGGCGAUUAUAUUUAUAGUUUUGAACAGGUAAUCCCAGCUUCCUAUCCAGAGACAAUAAAAGCUGAUUUUGGAUUUGUUGAGUACCAAUUAUUGGUAAGUGUUGAGAGGUAUGGUACUUUCAAAUCAAACAUUGCGGCAAGAUUUCCCGUCACUAUAGUUCGCACUCAAUCAGACACUUCCAUUGAGGAAACUGAACCAAUUGCCAUAUCUCGUGAUUGGGAAGAUCAGCUACAUUACGAUAUCGUUAUUGCUUCAAAGGAUAUUAUACUAGACGCAUUUCUGCCAAUAUCUUUUUCAUUUUCACCUUUGGAUAAGGUGACCUUGCAUCGCAUAAGGAUAUAUCUAACAGAGAGUCUGGAAUACUACUGCCGUAAUAACAAAGUUCAUCGAAUGGAAACAACUAGAAAAUUUUUGUUGGCAGAACAUUGUGGUAAGAGAUUACCAGGUGUACCAGAAAAUCAACCACUGAAGGCGAAAAAUAUGUCAAAUUUAUUACUGGAUGAAUCCAACGGGGAUUUGGUUAAUAAAGAUUACGACUAUCAAGUGUUCGUUCCAAGCGUUGUUAAUAAUCAUCAGCAUUUACAUCCAGAUACAGGUUUCGACAAAAUUAAAGCAAAUCAUUGGAUAAAACUUUGCUUGAGGCUUUCUAGAGUCGUUGAUGGUAAAAGAAAGCAUUAUGAAAUUAGCAUUGACUCCCCUAUUCAUGUACUGCAUAAGUUAUGCUCACAUGCGAACACUUUGUUGCCAAGCUAUGACAGUCAUCUUAUGAUAAACGAAUCAGCAAUGUCUAACAUGCCGGAAUUUGGAAACAUUAGUAAUGUUAGCAUUUACCAUAGUUCGAACUUUUUCUUCCCAAAAGAAAUUUUACAAUCCCCUGUGCUAUCUCCUGAAGUACAUGCAUUAGAUGCAAAAAUUGGUAGUAGUCACUCGAGGAAUUUGAGUCCAAGACCCAUCAGAAAUCAGGGCCGUAAAGAAUCGCACUCAUCGGAUGACCCUGCAGUAAUGUCGUCUCCUAAAUUCAGAUCCAAUAUUUACCAACCUGAGAAUAUUCAAAGAGAAUUGACUUCGCCUCAAGCUGUUCCAUUAUCCCCCAUCGUAUCUCCAUUGAUUCGACCAGUGGCUACUUUAGAUGCUCCACCGGAGUUUGAUUUUGAUUCUCCCAGUGACCCGCCAGCAAUUUUUCUCCAGAGAGACAUGCCUUCUGAGCCCCCCACAUACCACGAAGUAAUGAAAGAAGACGGCGUUGAUUCCAAUUCCAUUGUACCUAGGGCAACAAAGACAAAUAUUCCCAAAUUGAUGCUGAGCAAGUCAGAUGAAUCAUUGGUGAAACCGCAUUCGCAAUCUAUUCACACAAUGCUUAGAUCGCGUUCAAAAAAUGACUCGAAAACUAAAGACGAAGAGGGUGAUAUAACUUCUGGCUUCAGUUUCCAGGGAGUAUCAAAAGUUUCUCCCAAUUUGCCUAGCGCAGUCCUCAAAUUACCACCAUCCAACGGGAUGAAUCUGAGUCCUGAUGUCAGACGCGAUAGGACUGGUAGUUUUUCUGGCGUUCUUCCUUCAACCAUUCGCAAUGGUAGCACUUCAUAUAAUGACAUGAGUUCCAUUCUAUUUGGCGAUGGCAAAGACAAUGAUGAAGCAGAGGGAGAAAUGCUGAACAAGGUCAAUACAGAACGCUCCGAUACGUCGUCCUUCGCUAGAUCUGCCAGAUCUUCUAUAGACAGUACAGAGAGGUUUUCCGGUUCAUAUAACAUGCAACCACUACUUCACAGAGAAACUAAUCAAAAUUACAACCCAGAUGAUAGCAUUUAUCAAUCUAGAGAUUCCAUUAACAAUUAUUCAGAAGAGCCCCUCGGGGCCUCAGUUGAUAUAACAGCACUCUAUGACCGCAAUGCAAAUGGAUGGCAUCCUUUGCAGGAUAAUGGAACAGGCCCAUUGUCACCAGUAAGUAGUCCCGGAUAUUCCGCAAACGUGGCUAAUUCCAAUCACGUUUUGGAUGAUUUCAGGAAGGCGUUUGGUGGACCUGAGAGGAGUCUACGGGAAAGCAGUUCAAGCACUUUAAGGGCUAACGACCAUGCAUUUACAAGACAGAAUUCAGCAACAAUUGACAACACGAAUCGAGAUGCACCAACAUUACCUGGAGAAAAGCAGCUCUUCAAAGAGACAGAUCGUGAAACGUCGCUCCAUUCAAUUAAUGGUGGUAUGAACUAA